Molecule: messenger RNA, 3774 nt
Organism: Symbiodinium natans
Lineage: Eukaryota; Dinophyceae; Suessiales; Symbiodiniaceae
Source: the annotation of a GenBank genome assembly
AUGGAAGACUGCAUCAGAGCCAACGACCACGCAAAGCUGAACGUGCUGUCGCGCGAGUACAUCUUUGACUUCUUUCGGUCCUACGAAGCUGAGCUCGUCAAGGCUACCGAGGUGGCCUUCCUGGGCAAGGCACAUUUCGGCGCCAUCCAGGUCCGCCAGCUCUACGACCUGAUCAAGCAGGUGGGCUUCGUCUUGUCGGCUGGCGAUUUCCAGGAGCUCUUAGAGGAGGCGGCUGAAUCUCUUGGCGUGCCAAGGCCCAAAAGCCGUGGCGGAGCAGGCAGCGUGGACUUCAGCCUCUUUAGUUUCCUCAUGCAGGGCCUGGUCGAGCGUGACGGCUUCACACGAUCCCAGCAUGGCCGCCUUUGUGCUGCUUUCCAGCGGCUGGACAGCAAUGGAAGCGGAUUUCUGGAGGAAGAUGAGCUGCCCGCAUUGCGCGUGUGGCUGAGCUUCUGUGCUCCCGAGGCCAGCGCCGAGGCGGCUGUGGAGGAGGCGCAACAGCUGGCACGCGAGUUGGCAGAGCAGGAGGUGAUGCUGAUUCCAAAGGACGAAGAGAGGCUGGCAGCUCUUCAGCCGAAGCUGCAAGGCGACCUGUCCUUGUCGGAUUUCCUGCAGAUGAUGAGGCGACACUUCAACGCCGAAUAUUUCCGCACCCAGCACAUCUUCCGAAAGACGGACGGGGACAAGGACAACAGCGUGAAUCUUCUGGAGCUCCGCUCCCUUUUCCAGUCUUUGGGAUUGGAGUUGACGGCGCGCUCGCUGUUUGAGGCGGUGUCGUUCCAUCAUCUGGGCGAGACGUUUUCACACUCGGACUUCCUCUUAAUCUUGGAGUACCUCCGCGAUACCGAAGGGCUUUGCGAGCACAGCUGGUCGGAAGCGCGAGGAUCCUUCUACCACUUCGAUGUCCACAACGACGGCUUCAUCUCAACUCGCCGAGCACAGAGCGCGCUGGAGUGGAAUGGCUAUCACCUGGGCAUGAGCGUCUACAGCUCGAAGAGCGACUGGAAGGAUCGGCUCUCACGUGGCAAGGUGGGCGAAGCCCAGUUCCUUCGGAUUUGUCGGGAGCAAGACGAGGCGGAGAUGCGGAUCGCAAGGACCGUCUUCCGUAAGUACGCGGAGAAGGGGGGUUCCGGACCAUUGCGACGGGACAACCUCCAGCUCGCCCUGAAGAUGGUGAACGUGCGAUACACCUCCUUCUUCGCAGACUGGCUGAAGAAGACGACCGAGUUGCAUGGGCAGCUGGAUUUCGAGGACUUUCGCGACAUUGUGGCGAGCUUCCGGCAGAUGAAUCGAGAUGCCUACCGGACGCACAGCCGCUUCACGCAGAAGGAAGUCAAGUCUCUGGAAGAGAGCUUCCGAAAGCUGGGCCCGGAUCGCAACGGCAAGCUGCUCCACGGCAAGGUGGCCGAGCUCUUCGAGUCCCUCUAUCCGGCGCUGAAGUGGGACCAGAAGCUCAGGGACACCAUGCGCAACUCCUUGAAGCUGCAUGACGCGACUUCCAAACCCUUGAGCCUAAUUGGCUUCUUGGAGGUUCUGCGCACCUUCGAGGACACGUGCGCCAGCGCCCUGGACGAGGAAGCAGAGCUGGUGUCCCGGGAUCUUGGUCUCUCACCCGGCGGCGUGGACGACUUCCUGGAGGCGUUCCACAUCUGCCGCAGCAAGGGAUCGGGUGGCGUGCGGUCCAUUGCCAGCAGCACACUGCGCAAGGUCCUCUACCAGCACAAGUCGCAGGAGGCCCUGACGCUUCAAGAGGAGUCGAGCCUCUACCAGGUCGUCAUGGUGCGCCACCCACGCCGAAGUGGCGCGCUAGGGCUUGGUGCUGGGCUGGUUUUCUUAAGCUUCGUCAGCAAGUUCAGCGAGAGGGUGCAAAUUUACAAGGCCAAGAACCUGAAGGUCAAGAGUGACAAGCAGCCCAAGGUGGAAGGCUUGACAGACCUGAUGAGGUUUAUUCUGGGCUCGACUUGUAGCGUUCGGGAGUUCUUCACCGUUGCAAAGCUGUCGCUGAUGUUGCUUCUGCGCACCGUUGGCUCUGUUUGGGUCUCCAAGCACUGGGGCAGUAUUGUGAAUUCGGUGGUGUCGCAAGAUUUUGUUCGACUGGCCAGACUGGUUUCGGAGUUUGCCGGUGCAACUGUUUUUCUUUCAGUGCUGAACGCACUUCUAAAGUACUACAUCAGCGCCCUUAGAUUGCAAGUCCGUGAAAAGAUCACACUUUGGUGUCACGAGAAGUACAUGCGCCCCAAAGAUAUGAUCUUCUACAAGGCCAACAAAGUCGGACAGAAGAUAGACAAUUGCGACCACCAAAUCACCUCAGAUGUGGAGAGGUUUUCCGACGUCUUUGCGGAAGUCUUCUCGCAAUCGUUGAAGCCCAUUGUGGACUUCCUCGUUUAUUCCGUGGAGCUCAGCCGGGUUCAGGGCCUUGCAACACCCUUGACAUUAUACUCUUGGUUUGCCUUUGCUUCGUGCAUCUCGGCGGUGACUUUGCCUCCGUUUGGCGAGUUGGCAGCUGGCGAGCAAAGGUUGGAGGGCAAUUUCCGAGGGAAGCACUCUGAGCUCAUCACGAAUUGUGAGCAGAUUGCCUUCCUGGGUGGCGAGCGGCCGGAGAAGGAUGUCCUGAACGUGUCCUUUGCGGAGCUCAUGAGCCACUGCAAGCGUACUAUCAACCUCUCCUUUAACUCCGAAGUGCUCAGGCAGUACCUGAACAAAUAUUUUUGUACAGUGAUUGGGUUGAUCCUCAUUGCGAGGCCCUUGCGCCUCCGGUCAGAAGAGUUGCCACCGUUUACGAGCGAUCAAAUUGCACAGUACUUUACAUCCACCUGGAGAAACAUGGAGGCCAUGGCAACAGCCAUUCAGGAUUUGUUCGAGCUCACAAACCGCAUAGGGAGAUUGAGCGGCUUUGCCACUCGAGUUCGUCAACUCAUGCUGGGAUUAGAAGUGCGUCCGCCUGUGUUAUGUGCAGAGAUCGAUGCAGCCAAGAGUGGUCCCAGUCCCCCAGUGUUCCUGCAGGGUGAGCACCUGAAGUUCGAGCACGUUUCUGUGUAUCGUCCAGAUGGUACACUGCUUGUCAAAGACCUGAACUUCACAGUGGAGCGUGGACAGCGUGUACUAGUGACCGGGGGUAAUGGAUGCGGAAAGUCUAGCCUCUUUCGGGUCAUUCGCAAACUGUGGCCGCUGGUAGAAGGAACCAUCACCAUGCCAGACGACAAGGAAAUAUACUUCUUGACGCAAGUAAAUUUUGUGCCUUGUGGCUCGCUUCGUGACCUGGUCAUCUAUCCACAGUCCGUGGAAGAGAUGAGGAUGGCAGGCUGCAGCGACGAUGAUGUGCGUACCUGCCUUCGUUGGGCUCAUGAAUUCAAUGAUGCGGGCCUCGUUGUUAGACCAGGCCUCGACGAUGUUCGUGAUUGGCAAAAAGAUCUCUCACCAGGCCAGAAGCAGAGACUGGCUUUUGCAAGGCUCUUCUACCACCGACCCUCUUUCGUGGUGCUGGACGAGUGCACAAAUGGAAUAUCACCUGAUGUGGAGCACGACUUGUAUGACCGCUGUACGCGGCUGAAUCUUGCCGUGUUCUCCAUUUCUCACAAGAUUGAGUUGAAACUCUUCCAUGAGAGGGAGCUCCACUACCAUGGUGACCUCAAGGGCUCGUGGACGAUGAGUGAAUGCUCCCACACCCGGGACAAGAUCACGAGAGCUUCCUCCACAGUCAAACUUCCUGAGCCUGAUAUAACCGGCAAGAAGGAAUCGAGAAUCACCUGUGAGAGGCACGUUUGGUUUGCGGAGUGA